This is a messenger RNA of Canariomyces notabilis, 1245 nucleotides long. RefSeq names its product APH-domain-containing protein. Bases 1 to 1245 code for a protein of 414 amino acids. NCBI's taxonomy places the organism in Eukaryota, Fungi, Ascomycota, Sordariomycetes, Sordariales, Chaetomiaceae. The record is from RefSeq and is a predicted model, not a curated record. The transcript has 3 exons.
AUGGCGGGACGGGUGCGCCAGCCCAUCAACGUCGGAGCGUUGGAGAAAUGGAUAUCGAAGCACGUGCCCGAGAUCGAGGUGCCGCUGGACGUCAAGCAGUUCGGCUUCGGACAAUCCAAUCCCACGUACCAAUUGACGUCCCCCGACGGCAAACGCUAUGUCCUCCGCAAGAAGCCGCCCGGACCGCUGGUGUCCAAGACGGCUCACAAGGUUGAGCGCGAGUACCGCAUCAUCGCCGCUCUCGCCAAGACGGACGUGCCCGUCCCAAAGGCCUACUGCCUCUGCGAGGACGACUCGGUGAUCGGGACGCCUUUCUACAUCAUGGAGUUCCUCGACGGCCGCAUCUUCGAGGACCCUGUCAUCCCAAGCGUGCUGCCCGACCACCGCCGCGCCAUCUGGGCCGACGCUGUGCGCACCCUGGCCAAGCUGCACCGCAUCGACCCGCGGUCCGUCGGGCUCGAGAACUUUGGCAAGCCCACGGGCUUCUACAGCCGACAGGUCGCUACGUGGCGCACCGUCUGCAACGCCCAGGCCGCGGUACGCGACGUUGAAACGCGCGAGCCCGUCGGCGCCCUUCCGCAUUUCCAGGAGCUCAUGGAGUUCUUUGCCGACGAGAGCCAGCAGCCCGCCGACCGCAGCACCCUGAUCCACGGUGACUUUAAAAUAGACAAUCUAGUCUUCCACAAGACACAGCCGCGCGUGAUUGGCAUUCUAGACUGGGAAAUGUCCACAAUUGGCCACCCCCUCUCCGACAUAUCAAACCUCCUGACCCCGUACUUCACAGCGCGCCUCGACCCGCGCCGCUCCGUCAACGUCCACCCCGGUUUCUUACCCCGGGCGACGCGCGGCUUGCCUACGCCCGACGAGAUCACGGCCCUCUACUUUUCCGUCGUUGACGCCGCCCCGCCGCCCUCGGCCUCUCCCUCGUCCUCGGCAUCCCUCGAGCUCUCCCUGGCCAGCUCCAGCAGCAGCCAACCGCCGACGGACCGCAAGCGGGAGCUGCAGUGGGCGCAGGCCUUCAACAUAUUUCGGCUGGCGGCUAUUUGCCAGGGUAUUGCGGCGCGCCAGGCGGGGAGGCAGGCGAGCAGCGAGCAGGCCAGGCGUUACGGCGAUGCCCGGACCCCGCUGGCCGAGUUUGCUUGGGUACUGGUGCAGACUGCGCGGGCGGGGGGCAGCGGCGGGAAGGGCGGCGGCCCGAGCGGCCACGGCCGAGGUCCGGGCCAAGGGAGGGUGUCAAGGUUGUGA